Messenger RNA from Thermochaetoides thermophila DSM 1495, 777 nucleotides. NCBI's taxonomy places the organism in Eukaryota, Fungi, Ascomycota, Sordariomycetes, Sordariales, Chaetomiaceae. The record is from the annotation of a RefSeq genome assembly.
AUGCAAGCUUGAGAUGCCAACGGCAAUGGAAUAUGCGGCGGUGGCCCCGAGUUUUGCAGUCCCGGCCGUUGCACCUCAAAUUGUGACUGGAAAAGUGAAUGCGAUCCUGGUUGGGGGGCCGAAUGGUCGCAAGCAUCAAAGUGCCCUCUCAACGUGUGCUGCAGCCGAUUUGGCUUUUGCGGAACCACGCAGAGCUUCUGCGAGGGCAAGAAAGUGGCCAGCCCGGAAUGUCCUAUCGAGCAGCUUACUUCCGACAAACGCACUGUUGCCUAUUAUGAAGGCUGGAAUCUCGGCAGGCCCUGCGGGACUAUGAAGCCAGAGGAGAUCCCUCUGGGACACAUCACGCACAUAAACUUCGCAUUUGCGAUGAUACACCCGCAAACUUUUCAUGUUGUGGACAUGAACCCUGAGACAGCUCAGUUGUAUGGCGCCGUUACAGCGUUGAAGGCAAGACAGCCUGGAUUACAGGUCUGGAUUGCCAUUGGAGGGUGGGCUAUGAACGACCCAGGCCCCUAUCGCACUGCAUUCUCCGAUAUGGUUAGCUCAGAUGCCAACCAGGAUGCGUUCUUCGAGUCACUGAUCAAGUUCAUGCAACGAUACGACUUUGACGGAGUGGAUCUGGACUGGGAGGCAAGUGACCUCAGGAGAAUAGCAACAGUCUGGAGUCACACGACUAACAGAGAUUUGAGCAGUACCCAGUGGCAGAUGAUCGCGGCGGAAUUCCAGCAGACUUCGAAAAUUACCCUCGAAUGGUGCGACGACUCUGAGAGCGCUUGA